AUGUCUAACUCUGAUGUGGGUAAUACUAAAAAGCGACACCGUUUAUCGGGAUCGGAGUACAGAAAAAGACGUGCGGCGACAGAAGCUGAAAUUGCCAAGCAAUCCGGCUUAAUGUUUAAAUUUUUUAAAUCCAAACAUGAUGAUUCCGUUAAAUCUGAAGUUAUCGAUGAAGAUACAGAAGUUACAGAUUUUAACUUGGAAAACGAUAAUCCUGAUGACCAUUUAAAUUUAGAGGUUGAUAUUAAUAAAGAUAAUGAUGAUACUGUUAAAUCUGAAGUUACCGAUGAAGAUGGAAGAUCUGAUGUUACAGAUUUUAAUUCGAAAAUGGACAAUUCAGAUGACAAUUUAAAUUUAGAUGUUGAAAUUAUUAAGGACCCUGCAAAGUGGCCUAUGAUUCUAAAAGAAAGUUUUCUAAUGUUCACUACUUUAAGACACUAUCUAAUGGAGAAAAGCUUAAUAGAACCUGGCUUAUUUAUUCAGAGAAAAACUAUCAACGAUGAAAAUCAAGCUUUAAUUCGUAAAGAAACAAAACACUGGAAAGCCGUCAUUGAAAGAAUUAUAUCUCUUAUUCAAACUUUGGGAAUGCAAAAUUUAGCUUUACGAGGCAGUUCUGAUAAAUUAUAUGAGUUCAAUAAUGGGAAUUUUUUGAAGUUUAUUGAACUUCUGGGAAAAUUUGACCCUAUCAUAAAAGAGCAUAUUAGUAGGAUAACAUCUCAAGACAUACAUACUAAUUACCUCGGUAAAAAUAUUCAAAAUGAAAUAAUCCAACUUUUAGAUAACAAAAUAAGACAAAAAAUAGUAUCAGCAGUACAAAAUUCGAAAUACUAUUCAAUUAUUUUGGACUGUACACCUGACGUUAGUCAUAAAGAGCAAAUGACAAUGAUUAUAAGAUUCGUAACAGCUACCGAAAAGAAAGAUAAUGUCCCUGCAAAAGUUUCUAUAAAUGAACAUUUUUUAACAUUUAUCGAAUUACAUGAUACAACUGGUUUAAAUAUGACGAAUGUUUUACUUGAAACUCUUAAAAAAUAUGGUAUUGUAUUUGAUGACAUGAGGGGACAAGGAUAUGAUAACGGUGCCAAUAUGCGUGGUCAACAAAAUGGUGUCCGAGCAAGAGUUCGCCAACUUAACCGAAGAGCGUUCUAUGUACCAUGCAAUGCUCAUUCAUUAAAUUUAGUUUUAAAUGAUUCGGUAAAUUGUUGUCUGGAUGCAGUUAUAUUCUUUAAUAUAAUUCAAGAAGUCUAUGUUUUUUUCUCUGCGUCGACUCAUCGAUGGGAUGUCUUAGUAAAACACAUCAAUAACCUAACUGUAAAACCCCUAAGUGGGACCCGCUGGGAAAGCAGAUUAGAUGCAGUACGAGCUAUAAGAUUUCAAAUCAAAGAAAUAUAUUCAGCUCUUUUAGAAAUAUCUCAAGAUAAUUCCUUGGUAAACUCUUCUGGUGUUAAAAGUCGCGCCGAGGCAAUUGGUAUCAUCAAUAAGUUUUUAAACUUUAAAUUUUUGUGUUGCUUGGUAGUUUGGUACGAUAUUUUAUUUGAGAUAAAUAUUACCAGUAAAAUGUUACAAUCAAUAUCGCUUGACGUUUCUGAAACAGUUAAACAGUUAGAUUCAACUAAACUUUUUUUAAUGAGAUAUCGUUCUGAUGAAGGGUUUCAAAAUACAAUGAAGUCUGCUAAACUACUAGCAAAGGUUCUUGGAAUUGAAGAUUCAUUUCCAUUAAUAGAUCAAAGUAGAAUUAGACGUACAAAUACACAGUUUAAUUAUGAGUCACGUGAUGAUCCCAUAAUUGAUUCUAAACAAAGAUUCAAAGUAAACUUUUUCAAUGCAAUUUUAGAUAGAGCUAUACAAUCAAUUAACGAACGAUUUGUAUUACUUUCUGAGCAUACAAACUUAUUUUCAUUUCUUUAUGACAUUUCCAAAAUAAAAAAUAGUGAUGAACUUAUGACUCAUUGUAAAGAUCUUCAACUAGCACUUGCAUCAGAUAACGGCUUAACUUCUGACAUUAAUGCUGUAGAAUUAUAUGAUGAAAUUACAGCUCUGCAAAGACGAUUUAAUGAUACAGAAACAAAUCCUCGAAUUGUUUUGGAAUAUAUUUGUGAAAAUCAAUUAGUUGAACUUUUUUCUAACACUUAUAUAUCGUUAAGAAUCCUUUUAACACUUCCUGUCACGGCUGCCACGGGGGAAAGAAGUUUCUCAAAAUUAAAAAUUAUUAAAAAUUAUUUACGAUCCACAAUUACACAAGAUCGUUUAGUGGGCCUUGCAAUGAUUUCAAUUGAGAAAGAAUUAGCCUAUAAUAUGGAUAUGGAAGAAGUUGUAUCUGAUUUCGCUAACGCAAAAGCAAGAAAAGUCAAGUUCUAA
This is a messenger RNA of Melanaphis sacchari, 2352 nucleotides long. Its product is annotated as zinc finger MYM-type protein 1-like. Gene Ontology annotation, molecular function: protein dimerization activity. NCBI's taxonomy places the organism in Eukaryota, Metazoa, Arthropoda, Insecta, Hemiptera, Aphididae. The transcript has 3 exons. Bases 1 to 2352 code for a protein of 783 amino acids. The record is from RefSeq and is a predicted model, not a curated record.